GCAAAAGUUAUCGUUAGAUUCCAAAGCUAACACACAUGGAGAACAUAGAGCACAAGCAGAUACGCGUAAACGGAAUCAAUAUGCACGUAGCCGAAAUAGGCCAGGGUCCGGCUAUCCUAUUCCUCCACGGCUUCCCGGAGCUCUGGUACACGUGGCGCCACCAGCUGCUCUCCCUCUCCGCCAAGGGCUACCGCGCCAUAGCCCCCGACCUUCGCGGCUACGGAGACACUGACGCGCCGUCUUCCGCUUCCAGCUACACCGUUUUCCACAUUGUCGGCGACCUAGUCGCCCUGCUCGACUCGUUAGGCCUCGACAAGGUCUUCCUUGUCGGCCAUGACUGGGGUGCCUCCAUCGCCUGGCACUUCUGCUUGCUUCGCCCUGAUAGAAUCAAGGCACUCGUCAAUUUGAGCGUUGCUUUCAGUCCGAGGAACCCUAAGCUCAAGCCGGUCGAAAGAAUGCGCUCAAUGUUUGGUGAUGAUUACUAUAUUUGCAGAUAUCAGGAACCUGGAGAAGCAGAGGAGGAAUUCGUUCGUGCUGGUACUGAUAGAAUAAUUAGGAAAUUCUUAUCAAAUCGUGAUCCAAGUCUGCCUAUAGUACCUAAAAGCGUAGGGUUUGGGGGACCACCUGAUGAACCCAUACAAAUGCCUUCUUGGUUAUCAGAAGAAGAUGUGGACUAUUAUGUGAGCAAGUUUGACCACACUGGCUUCACUGGUGGAUUAAACUACUAUAGAGCACUUGACUUAAAUUGGGAGCUGAUGGCACCAUGGACAGGGGUACAGAUAAAGGUUCCUGUUAAAUUUGUGGUCGGAGAUCUUGACGUCACCUAUAACACUCCUGGUGUGAAGGACUACAUCCACAAUGGUGGGUUCAAACGAGACGUUCCAUUUCUGCAGGAGGUGGUUAUAAUGGAAGGGGUGGCACACUUUUGCAACGAGGAAAAACCAGAAGAUAUUAGUCUGCACAUAUAUGACUUUAUUCAGAAGUUCCCCUAACUCAUUGCUUGAGUGUGUCGAAGUCCCACGAAUAUAAAUAUAAUUGUAAUUGUUCCUAUAUAACAUGAAUUAUGUAUAACUUGCUAGCUAUUGUAUGUAAUAUUUAGUGAAAUAAAAUAAAAUACAUGUAUGUUAAAUGUUAAGGUGAAAUAAAAGAAAGUUAAAUUGUAUGUUGAUGCACAUUUUUCUACUAAGGAGAGGCUUGGGAUUCUCCUUUGUCCUGACCCUCCAUUUGCACUUAAAUUACCUGCAUUUCUCAUUUCCAUUACAAUUCCAGCAUUUAUUUUAAUUUUCACCUCCCACACCAUAAUUGAGAAUUGAGAAAGAAGAAAAAAAUGGCAGCCAGAUUUUUCUGUUUCCUCCUUCCUAUCUUGUCCCUAACCUUCAAUGUUCUCUUGCAACUUGCGGAUGCUGGAGCACAGGUGGACCCCAAUCUCAUUUCCCAGGCAUGCGACUACGCUAAAGCUGGGAAGAGCUGUGUGGUUUGGCUGCAAGACAACGAGAACGAUGCUGAGCUAUCCGGCAUUAACAAAUCUGAUCUAAACAGCAUAGCCUUCUUCGCGCUCAAGAAGAUCGAGAAAGAGGCGGUCACGGUGGCGGAAGCGGUGUCGAUGAAGCUCUCCAGCGGCGCCACCGAGGAUUUGUCACCCGCCACCCAGCAGGGACUCUCCGAGUGCAAAGAUCAUUACAUCCCGGCCGUCGAUUUGAUUGAAGAAGCCGUCGACUCCGUGGCCAACAAAGCGUACCCCGACGCAAUGAAGUUCCUUAAAGCCUCCACCCUCGACCUCACCGCCUGCCGGAAGAGCCUCGCCAAGCUGCACAUGGACGGGAAGGAGGCGAAGGCCGACGUCCACGCCACCAUGGCAAUCAACCACCGUGAUGCUCUUGCGUCACAUGUCGAGAUGGCUCAGAGUAUCCUUGAAUUCGCUGCCUCCGGUGGCGCUGCUGCCUCCGUUGCUGCUCCGCCAUCGUGAAUCUUAAUACAUGGGACAAUAAAAUAUCUCUCAACUCUCUUUCAUUACAAUUAAAAAAAUGUGAAUUUACAUUAAAUAUACCUUCAUAUUCAAACAAUUGGGAGAUCUAUAUGUUCUCUAAUAUAGUUAAAUGGUAUAUACAGUCUCUAAUAUGUAAUUCAAGAACAUGUUUGUUACAAAUUUACAAUUUAUUUUGUUUGAAUGAUAACAAAACAUUGAAGGUAUUUUUG
This is a messenger RNA of Cuscuta epithymum, 2196 nucleotides long. Lineage: Eukaryota; Viridiplantae; Streptophyta; Magnoliopsida; Solanales; Convolvulaceae. The record is from the annotation of a GenBank genome assembly.